AAAUAGGCAAACAUGACAAAAUAAAAAGUCUCCAAAAACGUGUUUUUUCUCUGGUGACUUUCGCGACAUCCUGAAUCUGAAGUUGGCAACAAAAUUGAGGUUAAAAUUGAAGAUGUUUUCCUUGACAGCCCUAAAAAAUGUUAUUUUGAAGCCUCUAUGGACCAGAACAAUCUAUACAUCGAAUGUUUUAAGAAACACGUUGGACAGCGGCCAACCGGCUAUAGAAUAUCGCGAAGUUACGAAAGAUAGAAGCAAAAUAAUCCCUGUAGAAACGAGCAUAAAGUAUUUGAACAGCGCAGCCUACAAACAAACUUACGAAGGUAAACCAGUGUGGGUUCCUUAUAGAAGAAACCAUAAAGGUUCCAUAGCGCCCAAGAAAACCAGAAAAACUUGCAUUAGAGGGGGUCAAAUAUCAAGUGGAAACCCUUGCCCUAUUUGUAGAGAUGAAUACCUAAUUCUCCAUGAACAAAACAUAGCAUUACUAAAACAGUUCAUAUGCCCACACACAGGAAGCAUAUUAAGUUACACUAAGACUGGAUUGUGUCAAAAAUCUCAGCAAAAUUUGGAAAUUGCCAUCAAAAGAGCAUAUGAUCGAGGCCUUAUAACAUACGACGUACCAUUUAGAAAAUACGACUAUUCGCAAUAUUAUCAAGAAAAACAGUAAUGGAGGCGACUUUUGUUGUCAUUGGGGGUGGAAUUGCUGGAGUGACGUGUGCAGAAAGUCUGGCUUUUCUUGAACCUGAAGAAUCAAUCAUUUUAAUCAGCGAAUCUUCUUUAAUAAAGACUGUUUGUAAUUUGUACAACAUAACUAAAACUUUGGCAAAUUUUGAUGUUGUUGAACAAGAUUCUCAAAGUUUAACAGAGAAAUUUAGGAAUGUUAAAGUUAUUCAUGAUACUUUAUUACAUAUUGAUGAUACAAAUUUGUAUGUAGAAACUUUGAGUGGGGUGCAAAUUAAGUAUAAAUAUCUUUGUUUAUGUAUGGGGGCUACACCUAAAUUAAUUAAGGAUGCUGAAAAUAUACCCCAAAUAUUAGGAAUUAGGGAUACUGACUCAGUGGAAAGAUUACAGGAAAAACUGGAAAAAUCCAAAAAAAUUGCCAUUGUUGGAAAUGGGGGUAUAGCCUCUGAACUUGUGUACAAACUACAAGAUGUUGAAGUACACUGGAUUAUUAAAGAUAAGCAUAUUUCGGCUACUUUUGUAGACCCAGGUGCAGCAGAAUUUUUUCAGACAUCUUUAACAAAAACAGAUACUGAAAAAAUUGUCAGUAAACGCAUGAGGUAUAGUGAGGAGGAUUUUCGGAAAUCUGGGGCUGCUUUAGGCCCAGAUUGGUAUAAAAAUUUAACCAUAAAAGGUGGUAGUAACACACCAACAAAGCUAAAAGUGCAUUAUCAAAGUGAAAUAGAAAGUAUUCAGUCUAAAAACGACAAUUUAGUGGUUAAACUUACAACCAAUGAAGAAAUAUUUUGUGAUUUAGUAGUAUCAGCAACAGGUGUCAACCCUUCAACAAAUUACACUAUUAAAAAUUCCCUAAAACUUUCCAAUGAUGGUGGAAUUCUAGUAAACGAAUAUAUGCAAUCUAACAUCCCAAAUAUAUUUGCUGCUGGUGAUAUUUGUACUACAAAUUUCCCCCCUGCAAAGCAUUGGUUUCAAAUGAAGCUGUGGACUCAAGCGCGACAAAUGGGUUGUUAUGCAGCUAAAUGUAUGUCUUCCCAUAACAAAAACGAAGAAAUUCUCCAGGAUUUUUGUUUUGAGAUGUUCUCCCAUUCCACAAAACUUUUUGGGUAUAAAGUUAUCCUAUUGGGCCUCUACAAUGGCCAAAAGUUGGGGAAUGAAUACGAAAUUUUACUGAGGAUGACUAAAGAACGCGAAUAUAUUAAAUUUGUCCUGCAAAAUCAUAAACUACAAGGUGUAGUGCUAAUUGGCGAUACAGAUUUAGAAGAAACAUGCGAAAAUUUGAUUUUAAAUCAGCUGGAUUUGUCGCCUUAUGGGGACGACAUUUUGAACCCUGAUAUUGAUAUCGAAGAUUAUUUUGAUUGAUUCUGUUCGUAUUUGUAAGGUUUUUGUAAAUAUAUUUGUUAAAUAGUCCGUUUUUGCUUAUUUACCUUCCU
Molecule: messenger RNA, 2108 nt
Organism: Brassicogethes aeneus
Lineage: Eukaryota; Metazoa; Arthropoda; Insecta; Coleoptera; Nitidulidae
Source: the annotation of a GenBank genome assembly